This is a messenger RNA of Kockovaella imperatae, 1038 nucleotides long. RefSeq lists its product as hypothetical. The transcript is spliced from 5 exons. The record is from RefSeq and is a predicted model, not a curated record. Bases 1 to 1038 code for a protein of 345 amino acids. NCBI's taxonomy places the organism in Eukaryota, Fungi, Basidiomycota, Tremellomycetes, Tremellales, Cuniculitremaceae.
AUGUCAGCACCGGACUGGAGGAAUCACUUGAGCACAUUCGGAUAUGCAGUCAUUCCUGGCGCAGUGACCCCCGAGGCAUGCAAGGAGUUUCAAUCUGAGAUUGUAGAUUGGAUGGAGGCUUCAGGGGUAGGAGCAGGAGCAGGAGCAGGAGCAGGAGCAGGAGCAGGAGCAGGAGCAGGAGCAGGCCCAGAUGGCCAGUAUCAUCCUAGCGACACGCUUGGGCGUCGCAGGCGAGAUUUAGGAAAUGGUAGUAUGGGUGGACCGUCUAGACUUCAGGGAAUAGAACAUGAGGACUUUAUCUGGCGAGUCAGGGUUCAACAAGGGAUCAGAGAUGCUUUCGCUCAGAUCUGGGGAACGGAUGAAUUGGUAGCUUCGUUUGAUACUCUGGAGAUAUCUCUACCACCUGGAGAGGAUUUCGAAACGUCUCCAAUGUCUCCGGUCUCACCUAUCGAGAUGGAAUCGACUCCGUCACAAGGAACAAGCAGCACCGACCACCACUCAGCUCAUAUCGACUCUAUCCCUAUGAUUCAUGGCCUGGCGAUGUUAUCUGGUACCGGUGAAUCCUAUGAUGGAGGACUUGUGUUCUGGAGAGAUCCAUUCCGUCGUCGAUCGUGUUCCUGCGGCAGUACCGGCCAGAGUGUGAUCUCACAUUUGCCGCGGGAAGAUGAGGAAGAGCAUCUCGAUACGACUUUCAGCGGAGAACAUGGCCUGGUACAGGGAGCGAGCAUUGUUCGGAUCAAUGCGAAAGCUGGAGAUUUGGUCGUCUGGGACUCUCGAAGUGUCCAUUGGAGCUUUGCACCCACCAAAGAAGGCGGUGGACACUAUGCACAGCCCGUCACCUACGUGCCGCGAUACUUCUUAUCCGAAGAUGACCGAUUGAUAAAGGUGGAAUGUUUCAAGCGGCGGAUAAAGACGGGCAAUAUGCCGCACGCCGUACCUCAAUUCAUCGAUCGAAGGCAACAUGUACCUAAAUUAUGGCGAGAACCGGUGGAAACGCCUCAAUUAUUACGAGCUGUGGGAGCAAAGUUUUGGAGGUGA